AAAGCACCUUAUAAAAUUUAUCUAAAUCACAUAAGAAGAAGAAAGCUUUGACCUUUGAGUGAGUGAGUGAGUGAUGAUGAAGUCACAUAGAUUGUCAGAGCUGAAUGGUGAUGAGGUUCGCAGCCUCAUGGCUCGCCCUCGCAUCGAUUUCUCUUCCGUUUUCGCUCUGGUCAACCCCAUUGUCGACCAAGUUCACAAAAGAGGCGAUGCUGCUGUGAAACAGUAUACUUCAAAAUUUGACAAGGUUGAAUUGGAUAACACUGUUGAAAUUGUCUCCAACCUCCCUGAACCACAGCUUGAUGCGCGUGUGAAGGAAGCAUUUGAUGUCGCCUACAGCAAUAUAUACGCCUUUCAUGCUGCUCAGAGGACACCUGAAAGCCAUGUUGAGAACAUGAAAGGAGUUCAGUGCAAGCGAGUUGCAAGAAGUAUUAAUUCUGUGGGUCUUUAUGUUCCAGGGGGAACUGCUGUAUUACCUUCGACAGCUCUGAUGCUUUCAGUUCCCGCACAGAUUGCUGGAUGUAAAACAAUUGUUCUUGCAACUCCUCCAGCACAAGAUGGCACUAUAUGCAAGGAGGUGAUGUAUUGUGCAAUGAAGGCAGGGGUGACUCAUAUUCUCAAAGCUGGAGGAGCUCAGGCCAUAUCUGCUAUGGCUUGGGGAACGGAAACUUGUCCCAAGGUUGAGAAGAUUUUUGGCCCGGGAAACCAAUAUGUCACAGCUGCAAAAAUGAUAGUACAAAACAGUGAAGCUAUGGUUGCAAUUGACAUGCCAGCAGGUCCAUCUGAAGUUUUGGUCAUUGCUGAUAAGCAUGCAAGUCCUCGUCAUGUAGCUGCCGAUUUACUUUCCCAGGCUGAGCAUGGCCCUGAUAGUCAGGUUGUUCUUGUGAUUGCUGGUGAAGGUGUGGAUGUGAAUGCUAUAGAGGAGGAACUCAGCAAGCAGUUGCAGAGUCUUCCUAGAGGAGAAUUUGCUGCUAAAGCCCUGAGCCACAGCUUUAUUGUAUACGCACGUGAUAUGCACGAGUCAAUCAAUUUCUCGAACUUAUAUGCACCCGAGCAUCUAAUUGUGAAUGUGAAGGAUGCCGAGAAGUGGGAGGGUUUUAUUGAGAAUGCAGGUUCUGUUUUUCUGGGGCCGUGGACACCAGAGAGCGUUGGUGAUUAUGCAAGUGGGACAAAUCAUGUUCUUCCUACUUAUGGUUAUGCAAGAAUGUAUGGUGGUGUUUCAUUGGAUUCUUUCCUAAAGUACAUGACAGUGCAGUCUCUCACAGAAGAAGGUUUGAGAAAACUUGGGCCAUAUGUAGCAACCAUGGCGGAAGUUGAAGGUCUCGAUGCACAUAAACGAGCAGUUACCCUAAGACUUGAGGACAUAGAAGGCAAGCAAGUAUCACCAUGAUAUGAUCAUUUAUGGAUAGUCUACAACUCUUUGCUAGAUAAGAUUAGUUAUUACUCAGGCUUAUGUAGAAUUAGUACCUGAGCAAUUGCCAAUUUUAACUCUGUAACAAUAAUGGGUUUUGAAUUUGAAAUUUUGGUUUUUGAUACAGACCAAUAACAUAUGCUGUUGAACUUAUAAAUGUGUUCAAGCUUUGGGGUUGUUCUAAAACACUAGUGGAUGUCCACUAAUAUUACCAAUGAUUAUGUCUAACUGGUUGGUGAUCUUAGAUCA
Molecule: messenger RNA, 1657 nt
Organism: Lotus japonicus
Lineage: Eukaryota; Viridiplantae; Streptophyta; Magnoliopsida; Fabales; Fabaceae
Product: histidinol dehydrogenase, chloroplastic-like
Exons: 12
Coding region: 74-1387 (437 amino acids)
Biological process (GO): L-histidine biosynthetic process
Cellular component (GO): chloroplast stroma; cytoplasm
Molecular function (GO): metal ion binding; histidinol dehydrogenase activity; NAD binding
Source: RefSeq, a predicted model, not a curated record